Coregonus sp. 'balchen' is the source of this 44246-nucleotide messenger RNA. Lineage: Eukaryota; Metazoa; Chordata; Actinopteri; Salmoniformes; Salmonidae. The record is from the annotation of a GenBank genome assembly.
AGUGAUGUGAUACAGUACUGUAGCAACACCAGAGAGAUGGCAGGGGGUGUCAGUAGGACUGUGAGUGAUGUGAUACAGUACUGUAGCAACACCAGAGAGAUGGCAGGGGGUGUCAGUAGGACUGUGAGUGAUGUGAUACAGUACUGUAGCAACACCAGAGAGAUGACAGGGGGUGUCAGUAGGACUGUGAGUGAUGUGAUACAGUACUGUAACAACACCAGAGAGAUGGCAGGGGGUGUCAGUAGGACUGUGAGUGAUGUGAUACAGUACUGUAGCAACACCAGAGAGAUGGCAGGGGGUGUCAGUAGGGCUGUGAGUGAUGUGAUACAGUACUGUAACAACACCAGAGAGAUGGCAGGGCGUGUCAGUAGGGCUGUGAGUGAUGUGAUACAGUACUGUAGCAACACCAGAGAGAUGGCAGGGGGUGUCAGUAGGGCUGUGAGUGAUGUGAUACAGUACUGUAGCAACACCAGAGAGAUGGCAGGGGGUGUCAGUAGGACUGUGAGUGAUGUGAUACAGUACUGUAGCAACACCAGAGAGAUGGCAGGGGGUGUCAGUAGGGCUGUGAGUGAUGUGAUACAGUACUGUAGCAACACCAGAGAGAUGACAGGGGGUGUCAGUAGGGCUGUGAGUGAUGUGAUACAGUACUGUAGCAACGCCAGAGAGAUGGCAGGGGGUGUCAGUAGGGGCUGUGAGUGAUGUGAUACAGUACUGUAGCAACACCAGAGAGAUGGCAGGGGGUGUCAGUAGGGCUGUGAGUGAUGUGAUACAGUACUGUAGCAACACCAGAGAGAUGACAGGGGGUGUCAGUAGGGCUGUGAGUGAUGUGAUACAGUACUGUAGCAGCACCAGGGGAUGUGGUCCGCUGUAUGAGGUGACAGGAGGUGUUAGUUGUAGUUGUCCAUGGCACCAGGGGAUGUGGUCCGCUGUAUGAGGUGACAGGGGGUGUUAGUUGUAGUUGUCCAUGGCACCAGGGGAUGUUGUCCGCUGUAUGAGGUGACAGGGGGUGUUAGUUGUAGUUGUCCAUGGCACCAGUGGAUGUGGUCCGCUGUAUGAGGUGACAGGGGGUGUUAGUUGUAGUUGUCCAUGGCACCAGGGAGUGUUAGUUGUAGUUGUCCAUGGCACCAGGGGGUGUUAGUUGUAGUUGUCCAUGGCACCAGGGGGUGUUAGUUGUAGUUGUCCAUGGCACCAGGGGGUGUUAGUUGUAGUUGUCCAUGGCACCAGGGGGUGUUAGUUGUAGUUGUCCAUGGCACCAGGGGGUGUUAGUUGUAGUUGGCAAUGGCACCAGGGGGUGUUAGUUGUAGUUGUCCAUGGCACCAGGGGGUGUUAGUUGUAGUUGUCCAAUGCUGGUUUCUAGGACAGAGGGUUGUCCAAUGUAACAGUACCAGAGUGGAUGGCAGGCGGUGUGAAUGGGAUUUUACCAUGGGUGUGAAUGGGAUUUUACCAUGGGUGUGAAUGGAAUUGUUCCAUGGGUGUGAAUGGGAUUUUACCAUGGGUGUGAAUGGGAUUUUACCAUGGGUGUGAAUGGGAUUUUACCAUGGGUGUGAAUGGGAUUUUACCAUGGGUGUGAAUGGGAUUUUACCAUGGGUGUGAAUGGGAUUUUACCAUGGGUGUGAAUGGGAUUGUUCCAUGGGUGUGAAUGGGAUUUUACCAUGGGUGUGAAUGGGAUGCUACCAUGGGUGUGAAUGGGAUUUUACCACGGUUGUGAAUGGGAUUUGUUUCGGUUUUUAGGGCAUGGGGUGUGUGACUGUGAGUGGUGCUUGUUCAGAGUUGCUCUCCGGGGCUCUGAUGAGCGUCACCCAGCAGCUGCCCUUUAUAACAUGUGUGUGUCCCCAAUGGCACCAUAUUCUCCACAUGGAUCUGGCCGAAAGUAGUGCGCUAUGUAGGGAAUAGGGUGCCAUUUGGAACGCAUCCAUGGAGCAGCUCGUUAGGCCACAGCUCCACAGAUGGAGGGCUGCUAGCCAGGGCAUGAUGGGCCCAGGUCCGCCUCACGGCUGCUUAUUAGCACGAUGAUGAGACCGAUACUCCGUGGGGUUAUUGUGACGCGUACAAGUGGCAUAGUGGUGGCUGCAUCAUGUAAUGGGUAUGCUUGUAAUCGUUAAGGACGGGAGUUUUUCAGGAUAAAAAAUACAUGGAAUGGAGCUAAGCACAGGCAAAAUCCUAGAGGAAAACCUAGUUCAGUCUGCUUUCCAACAGACACUGGCAGAUGAAUUCACCUUUCAGCAGGACAUAACCUAAAUCACAAGGCCAAAUCUACGCUGGAGUUGCUUACCAAGAAGUGAAUGUUCCUGAGUGGCAGAGUUACAGUUUUGACUUAAAUAUGCUUGAAAAUCUAUGGCAAUACUUGAAAAUGGUUGUCUAGCAAUGAUCCACAACCAUCUUGACGGAGCUUGAAGAAUUCUAGAAAUAAUAAUGGGCAAAUAUUGUACAAUCCAGGUGUGCAAAGCUCUUAGAGACUUACCCAGAAAGACUCCCAGCUGUAACCGCUGCCAAAGGUGAUUCUAACAUGUAGGGAUUCAGGGGUGUGAAUACUUACGUAAAUGAGAUAUUCAAGACAUGACUAAAGAUAGAAUCCCAAGUGAAGAACAUGAUGCAACUGAAUGAAGCCUAUAUCAUGGAGCAGAGGGUAUAACAUCAUAUAACGGCACAUAACAUUUAGUGAUUCAAAUAAUAAACAACUUUGUAACGUUUAAUGACACAGAUCAAAAGGAGGUAAAUGGAAGUCAUUAUAAAAUCCAAGGCACGCUUCAAAUUUGUAAACAUUUAAAUGCAAUGGUUUUAUUUACAUUGGCAUAUACACAAGGACGAGUGACUCUGACUACGUCGAAAUGAGCCCCAGUUCACACAUAAAGACAUUUUAAUUUGGACUAAUUCACAGAGUGCCUUGGAAUUGUAUUGUGGAAAAUUACUCUAUAUUAACUUCAUGUUGAUGCUUAUAAAAAUCAGAAACUGUUGUCGAGGAAAGGUUAAAGCUACAAAAUGUCUUCUUCUAUGGCGGAGGCGGGAGCGUUACUUGGGUGAGAACAAGUCGAGAAGAUUAUUAUUUAAAUUGUUCUGACCCAAGAACGACUUCCACCUCUGCCAUUCUAAAAAUACCUAUUGUAAUUAUAUAGCUUUAACUUUUUCCUCCAAAAGGUACAGUGAGGGAAAAAAGUAUUUGAUCCCCUGCUGAUUUUGUACGUUUGCCCACUGACAAAGACAUGAUCAGUCUAUAAUUUUAAUGGUAGGUUUAUUUGAACAGUUAGAGACAGAAUAACAACAACAAAAUGUAAUUACACUCUGAAGCACUUUCAUACUUUCAAAUACUUUUUUUGCAUCCCAAAUGGAACCCUAUUGCCUACAUUCAUGUGACCAAGAAGUAGGAAGCAGGAUGUUUGGAGUGGUGAUACGGUUGGCUCUUGUAGCCAGGACCACUAUUUCUGACCUGAGUAUAAGCAUUUCAGACUCCUCUGUUUUGGAGACAGAUCCGGAGAUGGCCGGUCAAGCCAUGAAAUGCGAGAGCUGUGAUAUGUUUACCAUAGUGAAAGAGGAAGAACUGACUGACAUACAUUUGUGAACUGUGUAAGUAACUCAUUGCCACAUAAGAUCGGAUCAUUGAACUACCAGAGGAGAACAGGGUCCUAAAAUAAUGUCUCUCUCUGGCUAAGGAGACUUCAAGACUGCAUUGGACUGUGUUCCAAGGUAGUAUCCUUAGUCGCUACUGCAGAGGAGCCCAAUCUCAUAGAGCAACCUGGAUUAUCCCCUCGGUCAGUUAGAAUUGUCACAGCAACAACACUUUAACAUAUUAACACAUUCCACCGACGAGAACAAGAGAACUACAGCAUCUUGCUCUCCACCAUCGGAGGAAAAGUGGAAUGGAGUUGGAGGUAAGAGAGGAGGAAUAUUCCAACGUAUCCUCACGGCUCUGAGCCCCGCUUCACCGUGGCCCUCCGACGAGGUCCCCCUGCGGCUCCCCCAGUCCUUCCCAGCCCCACUUCACCGGGGCCCUCUGACAAGGUCCCCCUGCGGCUCCCCCAGUCCUUCCCAGCCCCACUUCACCGGGGCCCUCCGACGAGGUCCCCCUGCGGCUCCCCCAGUCCUUCCCAGCCCCACUUCACCGGGGCCCUCUGACGAGGUCCCCCUACGGCUCCCCCAGUCCUUCCCACUCCACCAUCGUACUGCUACAGGUAUCCAUAUUCCCAGUGAUUAUUGACAUUAUGAUUAUUGGCAUUGUCAGUGAUAAUCAUGUGGCCACAAAUUUGAAUUCCACUAUUAUCUCUGUUACUGUUAGCCUAAAUGGGAAGUCAACUGUUAAAAAACAGAUUAAAAAAAACAGAUAAAAAUACACCUUAUGGAACAGCGGGGACUGUGAAGCAACACAAACAGACACAUGCCUACAAACACACGAUAACAUACACACUAUACACACUACACACACUACACACACUAUACACACUAUACACUCUAUACACACUACACACACUACACACACUACACACACUAUACACACUAUACACACUACACACACUACACACACUAUACACACUAUACACACGUACACAUGGAUUAUAUGUUAUAGAUAUGUGGUAGUAGAGUAGAGGCCUGAGGGCACACACUUAAUAUGUUGUGAAAUCUGUUAUGAAUGUAUUGUAAUGUUUUUAAAAUGUAUAACUGCCUUAAUUUUGCUGGACCCCAGGAAGAGUAGCUGCUGCCUUGGCAUAAUGUGGAUCCAUAAUAAAUACAAAUACAAAUCUCUGUUACUGUUAGCCCAAAUGGGAAGUCCACUGUAGUCAGCUCAUCCAGUGCUAUUAUUUAAAAUACCUACAGUGCCUUCAGAAAGUAUUCACACCCCUUGACGGAUUCCACAUUUUGUUAUGUUACAGCUGGAAUUCAAAAUUGAUUAAAUAUAUGUUUUUUUCCCACCCAUCUACACACAAUACCCCAUAAUAACAAAAUGAAAACAUGUUUUAGAAAGUUUAGCAAAUGUAUUGAAAAUGAAAUACAGAAAUAUCCAAUUUACAUAAGUAUUCACAACACUUUGCUAUGACACUCCAAAUUGAUGCUCAGAUGCAUCCCAUUUCCUUUGAUCGUCCUUGAGAUGUCACUACAACUUGAUUGGAGUCCACCUGUGACCAAUUCAAUUGUUUGGACAUGAUUUAGAAAGAAACACACCUGGUCCCACAGUUGACGGUGCAUGUCAGAGCAGAAACUAUACCAUGAAGUCCAAGGAACUGUCCAUGGAUCUCUGAGUUAGAAUUGUGAUGAGGCAUACAGUGCUGUGAAAAAGUAUUUGCCCCCUUUCUAAUUUUCUCAACUUUAGCAUAAUUUUGAUACUGAAUGUUAUCAGAUCUUCAACCAAAUAAUAGAUAAAGGGAACCUGAGUGAACAAAUAACACAACAAUUACAAACUUAUUUCAUUUAUUUCAUAAACAAAGUUAUGCAACACCCAAUGCACCCUGUGUGAAAAAGUAAUUGCCCCCUUACACUCAAUAACUGGUUGUGCAAUGACUCCAAACAAACGCUUCCUGUAGUUGUUGAUCAGUCUCUCAAGUUGCUGUGGAGGAAUUUUGUCCCACUCUUCCAUGCAGAACUGCUUUAACUCAGUGACAUUUAUGGGUUUUCAAGGAUGAACUGCUCAUUUCAAGUCCUGCCACAACAUCUCAAUUGGGAUUUGGUAAAAACGUCAAUUAUUUUUAUUUUUAGCCAUUUCCAUGUAGACUUGAUGUUUUGGAUCAUUGUCUUGCUGCAUGACCCAACUGCGAUUCAGCUUCAGCUCACAGACGGAUGGCCUGACAUUCUCCUGUAGAAUUCUCUGAUACAGAGCAGAAUUCAUGGUUCCUUCUAUUAAGGCAAGUCGUCCAGGUCCUGAGGCAGCAAAGCAUCCCCAAACCAUCACACCACCACCACCAUGCUUGACCUUUGGUAUGAUGUUCUUACUGUGGGGGGCCAGUAUAAAAAAAAUAAUUAAACAAAUUUAUUCACUAACUGUAAGUCGCUCUGGAUAAGAGCGUCUGCUAAAUGACUUAAAUGUAAAUGUAAUGUAAAUGAAUGCAGUGUUUGGUUUUCGCCAGGCAUAAUGGGACCCAUCUCAUCCAGAAAGUUAUACUUUUGACACAUCUGUCCAUAGAACAUUCUUCCAAGAGUCUUGAUGAUCAUCCAGGUGCAUUCUUGGCAAACUUGAGUCAACUUUCUGGACGAGUUGAUUCCCAUUAUGUCUGGCGAAAACCGAACACUGCAUUCCACAGUAAGAACCUCAUACCAACGGUCAAGCCUGGUGGUGGUAUACUUAUAUAUUUUGGGGGGUAAACUCAGGUUCCCUUUAUCUAAUAUUAGGUUUUCGUUGAAGAUCUGAUAACAUUCAGUAUAAAAAAUAUGCAGAAAUAGAGAUAAUCUGAAAAAGGGCAAAUACUUUUUCACGGCACUGUAUAUCUGGGGAAGGCUAUAAAACAAUUGAUCGAGUGAUGAACGUUUCCAAGAACACAGUGGUCUCCAUCAUUGGAAAUAUGAAACAAAUAUGGAACUACCCAGACUCUGCCUAGAGCUGGCCGUCUUGAAGAUUGCUGUUCACCAAUCUAACUUAACAGAGCUUGAGAAAAUCUGCAAGGAAGAAUGGGAGAAAAUCCCCAAAUCCAGAUGGGUAUCUGCAUCAGCUUAGUACAAGACGACUCAAAGCUGUGAUCACUGACAAGGGUGCUUCUACAAAGUAUUGACUCAGGAGUGUGAAUACACUUAUGUAAAGUUGGGGUAUUGUGUGUAGAUGGGUGAGAAAACAAAUCUAUUUAAUCCAUUUAGAAUUCAGACUGUAACACAACAAAAUGUGGAAUCAAGUCAAGGGGUAUGAAUACUUUCUGAAGGCACUGUAUUUGCUUGAAAAUCAGAGACAAGGUUUGAAUAUUGCUGUCCAUCAAUGAUUCCCAACCAAGUUUACUAAGGUUGAGCAAUUUAGACAAAAACAAUGGAUGGAUGUUGCCCUACGAGUUGUGCAAAGUUGGUGAAUAAUUUUCAAUAAGAUUUUACAACUGUAAUGGCUGCCAAAGGUGCUUCCACCAAGUAUUAAGUCUGGACUGUGAAGACUUAUGCAAAGAUGUCUUCGUUUCUUAAAAAAAUAUAUAUGAAUUUGAAAUUUUUUAUAUAAUUUGUAUUUCACUUUGAAAAUGUGGAGUAAAAUAGAUUUGUGUCUUGGGAGUGUGGUUUGAUGUGGGUAUGGUAUGUUCACUUUAUCUUAAACUGGCAGUAAUGUUGUUUGUCACCGUCCCAAACAGGCCACUGUACCGAAUGGCUUAGCAACCGCGUGACGCAGCAUGACAAUGUGAACGUGAUUGGUCAGGGAAGCGUUCUUCGAGCAUACUGCAUUUCCUGCUUUCUAGAGGUAGAUAUCUUUAAUGAAAGUUGUGUUUGUGAUGCGAACGUUAGCUCACAAAUGUGAAGGUGUUUGAGUUGGAGAAACCCAAACUGUUUAUAAAAAAACAACUCUCGUUCUUUCAACAUAAUAUUUGCGGAGAUCACUUCUUUAUAUUGUUGCCUAAACAAGUCUGAGGCGCUGCGCGCUAAUGGUUAGUUUGGCUGUCCAUAAAUAAAUGGGCGGGUUGUAGGUUGAUUCUGGUGAGCGAUUGGAUAGCGAACAAUACAGCGCACCAGGCAGCUGUGUUCUGGAUCAUUUGAUUACUGCCAGCCUUGAUUAGACUAUGCCAGGUCAGAGUUCCCAUGUGGGCAGAGUCGAAAUCCAAACCCAACCCUCAUGUAAGAUGUGACAUCCUCAGUUACACAAAUCUCACAAAACUCAGUUUUGGAACUUUAUGACCAAAAUUAUCUAACGUUUUUUGUCAAUUCUGCCACAUAGGCCGUUUUCAACCAGAAAAUUAGUUUUGUCUGCGUUCAAUUGCACUUUAAGGCAGCAAAAUGUGAAGACUGUGCAAUGGGUGUGAAGACUGUGCAAUGGGUGUGUAGACUUUCACUAGGCACUGUGUGUGUAUAGUGCAUUAAUAUAUUUGACAUGAUCUUGUCCUCUCCUCUCUAAGCUUACUCUUCUGUCUUCCAGAGAUGAUUGGGGAGGCUGAGGUGCUUGAGGUCCAACCUGAAACCCCCCUGAAACUAAGCAACAUCUUCCCCAGGAUGACAGGAAUGACCAGUGUGAUCAGAACGGCUCCUUUCCAUUGUUAUGCUUUUGUUUUCAUGAUAGAUCCACCAUCUGUACCUAAUGUAGUUAGUGUGAAACAUAGGAUUACAUAUUAGAAAAUAGUCAUUUAAUAGGAUCUCUAAACGUUAUCUUAUAUACUAGUUCAUCUGUAUUAUCAUGAGCCACUAUUAUGUAACACAGUUGUUAUGGUUGAAUGGUUGUUACAGUGUCAAACAACUCAGAGACAAUUUAGUCAGAUUAUUGGGCCACUUUUGUGUGAUUUUUGUAUUAUCAUUUGCUUGGCAUACUUUCUCUUACAGCCGUGUGUAUCUAGCUGCUUGGCACGCAAAGCCAAGCUAGAUAAUGAUCUAUAAUGAGCUAUCUGGAUAAAUAGGCUGUUUAUUUCACAAUGAUUUAUUAUAUCUCUUAAAAUAGAUGUGCAAUAUACAAAGCCUUUGAAUGGUCCCCUACCCCUGGCCAGCAGGUUUCUAUUCAAUCCAUUAAGCCCAAUUAAUUCAUCCUGAUUAUAUAAAACGGGGCAUUAUGCUAGCUUCAAAAUCCAUAUAUCUGGAUGUUGGAUUCUCUUUCACACAUCUAAAACGUCUGAGCACAGCAUGAACCCCUGUUUUGAUCUUUACAAUAGGCCUAUACUUAUAAUGCUGCAAACAAAACAUAGUCGUUAGGAAGUCCCCGGAACGUCAUGAAAUGGUUGCCUAAAGUCUUCAGGACGUUGUGUCAUGGUGUCACGUUCGUUGAGAGACGGGUCAGACCAAGGUGCAGCGUGGUAUGCGAACAUGUUUAUUUAACUCAAUAAACAUAAACAAAACAAGAAACAACGUAACGUGAAGUCCUCAGGUUAAACACUGGUUUGGUGCGAGGAGCAGGGACGGGCCGUACUGGACUGGGAACACGCACCACUGGCUUGGUGCGGGGAGCAGGUACGGGCCGUACCGGACUGGAUACGCGCACCACUGGUUUGGGGCGGGGAGCAGGUACGGGGCGUACCGGACUGUGGAGGCGCACUGGAGGUCUGGAGCGUAGAGCUGGCACAACCCGUCCUGGCUGGAUGCCCACUUCCGCACAGUACGUGUGUGGCGCUAGCACAGGACGCACUGGGCUGUGCACGCGCACUGGCGAUACAGUACGUAGAACCGGCGCAGGAUAUGCUGGACCGAGGAGGUGUACUGGAGACCAGGAGCGUUGAGCCGGCACAAGGGUGUUCCAUUUGUCCAGGUGGGAAAGGGCAGUGUGGAGUGCAAUAGAGAUUGCGUCAUCUGUGGAUCUGUUGGGGCGGUAUGCGAAUUGUAGUGGGUCUAGGGUUUCUGGGAUGAUGGUGUUGAUGUGAGCCAUGACCAGCCUUUAAAAGCACUUCAUGGCUACAGACGUGAGUGCUACGGGGCGGUAGUCAUUUUGGCAGGUUACCUUGACGUUCUUGGGCACAGGGACUAUGGUGGUCUGCUUGAAACAUGUAGGUAUUACAGACUCGAUCAGGGAAUGGUUAAAAAUGUCAGUGAAGACACUCGCCAGUUGGUCAGCACAUGCGUCCUGGUAACCCAUCUGGCCCUGCGGCCUUGUGAAUGUUGACCUGUUUAAAGGUCUUACUCACAUCGGCUACGGAGAGCAUGAUCACACAGUCAUCCGGAACAGCUGGUGCUCUCAUGCAUGGUUCAGUGUUGCUUUCCUCGAAGUGAGCAUAGAAGGCAUUUAGCUAAUCUGGUAGGCUCGUGGCACUGGGAAGCUUGCAGCUGGGUUUCCCUUUGUAAUCCGUAAUAGUAUGUAAGCCCUGCCACACCCGACAAACGUCAGAGCCAGUGUAGUAGGAUUCAGUCUUAGUCCUGUAUUGACGGUUUGCCUGUUUGAUGGUUCGGCGGAGGGCAUAGCGGGAUUUCUUAUAAGCGUCUGGAUUAGUAUCCCGCUCCUUGAAAGUGGCAGCUCUAGCCUUUAGCUCAGUGCGGAUGUUGCCUGUAAUCCAUGGCUUCUGGUUGGGAUAUGUAUGUACGGUCACUGUGGGGAAGACGUCAUCAAUGCAUUAUUGAUGAAGCCGGUGACUGAUGUGGUAUACUCCUCAAUGCCAUCGGAUGAAUCCCGGAACAUAUUCCAGUCUGUGCUAGCAAAACAGUCCUGUAGCUUAGCAUCCGCGUCAUCUGACCACUUCCGUAUUGAGCGAGUCACUGGUAAUUCCUGCUUGAGUCUUUUCUUGUAAGCAGGAAUCAGGAAGAUAGAAUUAUGGUCAGAUUUGCCAAAUGGACGUCUCUGUGUGUGGAGUAAAGGUGGUCUAGAUUUGUUUUCCUUUGGUUGCACGUGACAUGUUGGUAGAAAUGAGGUAAAACGGAUGUAAGUUUUCCUGCAUUAAAGUCCCUGGCUACUAGCAGCGUUGCUUCUGGGUGAGCAUUCUCUUGUUUGCUAAUGGCCUUAUACAACUCGUUGAGUGUGGUCUUAGUGCCAGCAUCGGUUUGUGAUGGUAAAUAGACAGCUACAAAAAAUAUAGUAAAUAGUAUGGUCUACAGCUUAUCAUGAUGUACCUCAGGCAAGCAAAACCUAGAGACUUCCUUAAUAAUAGAGAUUGCGCACCAGCUGUUACUGACAAAUAGACACAGACCACUACCCCUCGUCUUACCGAAUGUUACUGUUCUGUCUUGCGAAUCCACGGGAAACCCAGCCAACUGUAUAUUAUCCAUGUCCUCAUUCAGCCACGACUCGGUGAAACAUAAGAUAUUACAGUUUUUAAUGUCCCGUUGGUAGGAUAGUCUGGAAUGGCGCUCAUCCAGUUUAUUCUCCAGUGAUUGCACGUUCGCCAGUAAGACGGAUGGUAAAGGCGAUUAUCCACUCACCAACGAAUUCUCACCAAGCACCCUGUAUCUGCAUGGAUUUGGGCCUGGUCCGGGAGGAGACGUAAAUCUUUCGCCUCUGAUACAUUCAAUAACUUUUUUUCGUUCAGUCCGACGGUGAGUUAUCGCUUUUCUGAUGUCCAGAAGCUCUUUUUGGUCAUAAGAGAUGGUGGCAGAAACAUAAUGUACAUAAAAAGUUACAAACAAUGUAAAAAAAAACACACACACAAUUGGUUACGAACCUGUAUAACGCCAGCCAUCCCGCUGUGAUCCUGGGACAUCACUGAUAACCAGGUCUGGAUGCUUUUAGGACCUUCUCAAGACAUUCAGUGUAUCAGUAGUUAGGUUGUUGCCUAAUGGUCCCAAAGGAACAUUACCACUCCCCAAUGUUUCCUCUAAGCUGAGCGGCCACGCACCUCCUCCUAGGACUGCCGCUCAGAAGAAAUGCCAUGCCAUGCCUCGCAGAGAUGCAAGAGAUUGAACUGCACUGAGUUCACCCCCAUUAGUUUGUACUAUAUAGAUCAACGACAACAAAAAAUAAUCUAACAUUAUAUCAGUCCCUUUUUUAAUGCAACAAACCAAAACAAAUCUAACUUUGCAAGAUUGAGUCUGUGAUUUUGUUGCAGGCAGAGCCGGAGCGCAACGGAGGAGAAUCCUAUUGGCGUCUUUCAAUCACCCAGGAUGGAAUUAACUUUUCAGAUUAGCUUUUUCAGAUCAGAUUAGCGUGUGCACAUUUGUUGAAAUUCUUUGCUAGUUAGCGAGUUAUUAGGCCAGUUAUAGAUAAGUAUAGGUCAGCAAUGGGGAGUUACUGCUUUCUACAAGAGCACAAAACGUGUAGGCUACAUUUCAAACUGUCUUUGAAAAGCCAGUCAGGUAAAAAGCUUAUGUCUUAAUUAAAGGGGCAGUGUUGUAUUUUGAGACAGGCUUGAAUAUGCAAAUAAGCCAAUAGGCAGAGGGGUAGCCUACAUUGCAGUGGUGACCCAUCCUUCAGGGCAGGUGCAGUGCCCCACCUGUUUUGAGCCCCACCUGUUUAGCUAUUUUUUUUUUUUAUGUUGUUGUUGUUGCCUGUUUUGCAUAUCACAUAUCAGUUUGCAAAGAAUGUAAAACAUUUUUUGACUUAAUAAAGCCACAUACAAACAUGGUCUCUUUUUUGCUUUCUUGAGUAAGGCAGCUCCAAAAUGCAGGUGUUUCAGCCUAGCUCAGUGCUUUCUGUGGUGGUGGGGCAGCCAGCGAAAAAUACAGAGCGUAGGGGUUGGUAAUGUUCUCUAGUUGCGCCGUGAUUGGCUCAGUGUUCUGUCACUCGUGGGGACCGUAUGUCACUGCAACAUCUACAGAGUGAGCUAGAAAGUUAAAGCCCCCUUGGGUGCUGCCAUAGAUUUACAGUAGAAGUGUCCAUCCAAGAAGGUUCAAGGUCAUUGGCCACAGAUAAAAUGUCAAAUCACGUUAUAUCUACCGUAGCUUUGAUUGGACUGAUCAUGUCAUCAUCAUACUUUCGAAAUCUUAUCUAGCAAGCUAGACAAGCAGUCAUCAUCAUGAAUCACGUCAAAAAUCAACUGGCAAAUCCUUUUCGAUCUUUGUCAUAUGAAGAGAAAUUAUAGAUAAAACGUAUCGCCAUUGGACAUAAACAUUUCACAACAAGUUGGAAAUCGCAAAUUACACAAUGAGUGGUUUGGAAGGAAUCAGUAGCUAACUGCAAGCGUUGCAAAGCAAUCACUAUUUUGCUUCCUCUGCCUGCUAUUCGGUGGAGAGGGUGUGUGGUCCAAGUCUGGAUUUAAGGGUCUCCUUUCCAAGCUUAAAAUGAUAAAACAUUCACACGCAACACCAUGGACCAGAAAAGGUUGAAUACAUUGGCCAUGCUGUCAAUCCAGCAUGACUUCUGCCGCGUUCAAAACAACUGGAAACCCGGAACUGGGAAAUCGCAGACUUCUGAAAAAAACUAGCUCCGACUGGGAAAAUAAGUUUUGAAUGGUCCUCCAACUCGGAAUUCCAAGUCGGGAAAUCGGGCCUCUUUCUAGAGCUCCGACCUGAAGAUCACUGACGUUAUGAUUCAACCUUGCUUUUUUUCAAGUUCCCAGUUGUCUUGAAAGCACCAUAAAUCCAGAGAAUGACAGACUUUGAUGACAAAGUUUAAUGACAAAAUUUGCCCAAAAGAAGGACUGCCGCACCACCUUCCUGUUCAAGUGAGCACAGCGUCCAAAAAUAUGUAUUGUAUGCUGCUGCAUAAAUGAUGUAAUAUGCCAGGGAGAUAUGUAUACUGUAGCUAAGAAAGUAAUACUAAGUGUAUGUUGUGUAGUAAGCUGUUAGUAGCCCAUGUGCCUCACCCUAAUAAUUUGGUCCCUUUCCCCCCUCAUAAUUUCGCCUACUGUUCUGACUUGGUGGUGCACAUGUAGCCUAUAGCCUGUUUUAGAGAAAUGUAAUCAUCGAAUAUAGUAAGAGCUUCAUUGUCUGCUUAGAUGCCCCCUUUAUUUAUCCUACGGUUCUGACUUGAUGUACAGGGAGAACACUGUAAGAACGGCCCAUGUUCUGAAUUAUUUCGCUGUACAUUUCGAAAGUGCUGAACAAAUUGUUAUAUUGACUACGUCCGUCCCAACUCGCUCAUUAUUGUCUUAAUAGAAAUUACGGAUUGCCUCUUAUCCGCUCAUCGUUCCCUUAUGCCAUAGUUUGGACAUCUCAAUUGUCAGUGGAAACCACAUUUGUUUAACCAAGUCAGCCAUGUUUUUUCAAAAGGCAGUAAAUGAGGCUGAAUGAAAAAAUCAUUAAUUACUGUCAAGCCCUUCAUAAUAUCAAAACAUGCAAUGUAGGCCUGCAUUGAACACCACAUAUAGGCUACUGUAGGCUAUAUCAUAGAAAUCAAAAGCUAUUUCCAUGUGAAAAUGUAAAUGAGAUUUGCUCCAUUGGUUUUGUUGGUAGGCCUACAUUAUGCUUCAGAUAGCCACAAUAACCUGUUGGCUACUGUCUAAAACUGUCAGGGUACAGCCUCAGUGUUCACUGGAAACACAUGCCGGAAGUUGCACAAAAUCCUCACAACGUUAAAGUUUCCGCUCACAAGACCUAAAAUUUGCUCAGUGCCCCAAAGGAUUUGAGGGAACAUUGCCCCUCCCCCCCCCCAAAGAAAAUGUUGACCGACCUACCUGGGCAAGCGCACUCUCGUUUCCAUUACACAUCACCCCUCCUUGUUACUGUUGCAGAACCCAUCAAAGCCCUGAUUGGUGAACCACUGAUGCAUUCACAGCUCUUUGUCUGUUGUCUUUGUCUGUUGGAAACAAACAGCUGAUUUUUGACAUAGAGGGUCCAGCCAAAAGGCAGAAUGCUGUGCUGUGCAUUACCGCUGGAUUUCUACAAAUGUUACAGACGGGAGAUGACGUGCACCUGCGUGUACGUAGCAAACUUACUUGGAACCGAAAACCCACAAGAAUAAACCAGCAGAUCAGUGUCAAGUGAUUAUGACACCAGACAGCUGAAUCUAGGUUCUCUGCUCUCACCCCCAAUGAAAUAUGGACCUAUCAGGAGCAUCAGAAACCAUAAGGCUGAUGAAUGUUAAACUCAUUAGAGUAUAACAAUAUAGAAAUAGAAAAUGUAUUUAAUUCAAACAUUUCACCUUAAAAUUGCUAAAUAAUACAAUAGAAGCCAUUUGAAAUAACCUUUUGAGGUUCCAUUUUCAUUUGAUAAAAAAUAUAGGUUAUAGAACUCAAUCACGACUGUCUUGAUUUAGUUACAUAUUUCAAACAAACAUGGACAGUCCAGGGAUAUUUUACCCCCAAUCUUGAUAAGAAAUGACCAUACCAGACAAUUUUAUUUAAAUACAGAAAUUGGAAACAAAAUAAAAUAAUAUGAGUAGUCUACACCAACAUUAGUGAAAAAUAUAGCGCCACCAGGUGGUGGGGGACUCAGAAAGGUAAUGUGAAAUAUAUAGCGCCACCUGGUGGUGGGGGACUCAGAAAGGUAAAGUAAAAAAAUAUAGCGCCACCUGGUGGUGGGGGACUCAGAAAGGUAAUGUGACAAAUAUAGCGCCACCUGGUGGUGGGGGACUCAGAAAGUUAAAGUAAAAAGAUAUAGCGCCACCUGGUGGUGGGGACUCAGAAAGGUAACGUAAAAAAUAUAGCGCCACCUGGUGGUGGGGGACUCAGAAAGGUAAAGUGAAAAAUAUAGCGCCACCUGGUGGUGGGGGACUCAGAAAGGUAAAGUGAACAAUAUAGCGCCACCUGGUGGUGGGGGACUCAGAACGGUAACGUGAACAAUAUAGCGCCACCUAGUGGUGGGGGACUCAGAAAUGUAACGUGACAAAUAUAGCGCAACCUGGUGAUGGGGGACUCAGAAAGAUAAAGUGAAAAAUAUAGCGCCACCUGGUGGUGGGGGACUCAGAAAGGUAAUGUGAAAAAUAUAGCGCCACCUGGUGGUGGGGGACUCAGAAUGGUAAAGUAGUAAAGUAAAAAAUAUAGCGCCACCUGGUGGUGUGGGACUCAGAAAGGUAAAGUGAAAAAUAUAGCGUCACCUGGUGGUGGGGGACUCAGAAAGGUAAUGUGAAAAAUAUAGCGCCACCUGGUGGUGGGGGACUCAGAAAGGGAAAGUGAAAAAUAUAGCGCCACCUGGUGGUGGGGGACUCAGAAAGGUAAAGUGAAAAAUAUAGCGCCACCUGAUGGUGGGGGACUCAGAAAGAUAAAGUGAAAAAUAUAGCGCCACCUGGUGGUUGGGGACUCAGAAAGGUAAAGUGAAAAAUAUAGCGCCACCUGGUGGUGGGGGACUCAGAAAGGUAAGGUGCCGGUUACUAUAUUUGCACACACUGUAUAUAUAUAUAUUUUCUGUUGUAUUUUUGACUUUAUGUUUUGUUUACCCCAUAUGUAACUCUGUGUUGUUAUUGUUUUUAUCGCACUGCUUUGCUUUAUCUUGGCCAGGUCGCAGUUGUAAAUGAGAACUUGUUCUCAACUGGCUUACCUGGUUAAAUAAAGGUGAAAAUUGUUUUGCAAAAUAAAGAGGCACAAUGAAGAAUAGGACACAGACUCAAGUUUAACCCUUUAUUGCCUCAGAUGAAAGAAUAGUCCAUGAACAGCAGUCUAGUGGGUGGCGUUGUCCUCUCCCUGGAAGAGGUCAUCCUGAGUCUAGCCCGGCCCAGCUCACCUCUUAUGGUCCUUUGUAGCUCAGUUGGUAGAGCGUGGUGCUUGUAAUGCCAGGGUAGCGAGUUCGAAUCCUGGGACCACCUAUACGUAAAAUAUAUGCACGCAUGACUGUAAGUCGCUUUGGAUAAAAGCGUCUGCUAAAUGGCAUGUAUUUUCUACUGGUCCCGGCCUGGCAUUGUAAAUGGUCCAGGGCCAAGGUGGGCAGGGUCAAGUCACGGGUCCUGUGAGAGGUCAGAGGUGUGACCUGUAAUUGGAUACUUUGACACCUCUGGGGUGGAGAUCUCCCCCUGCAGCAGAUCUGUGUCCAAAACAAGAUUUGACUGGAAGAGUUUUCCACCAUUAGUUUUCCAUUCAUACAACGUGUAUGUUUCCAUAGCAAUCACAUUUACAUUUACGUCAUUUAGCAGACGCUCUUAUCCAGAGCGACUUACAAAUUGGUGCAAUAAUCAAAAACUUGAACUAAGUUGUUCUGAUGAUAACACCCACCAGAGGGCGAACAUAUCUUGAAAGACUUUGGUAGCAAGCAGGACUACGUUUUUAGGGAGCGGUAAUGAGGUGACCAAUAAUGGUUGCAAUUGAGAUCAACUGUGCGGGUGAAUUUAUAGCGCGUAUUGAAGGUUUAACGAGAGAUAAACUGGUGAUGAUCUCAGUGGUAAACUACAUUUUAGAUCAACUGGUGAUAAUCUCAGUGGUCAACUACAUUUUAGAUCAACUGGUGAUAAUCUCAGUGGUAAACUACAUUUUAGAUCAACUGGUGAUAAUCUCAGUGGUAAACUAAACUUUAGAUCAACUGGUGAUAAUCUCAGUGGUAAACUACAUUUUAGAUCAACUGGUGAUAAUCUCAGUGGUAAACUACAUUUUAGAUCAACUGGUGAUAAUCUCAGUGGUCAACUAAACUUUAGAUCAACUGGUGAUAACCUCAGUGGUAAACUAAACUUUAGAUCAACUGGUCAUAAUCUCAGUGUUAAAAACAUUUUAGAUCAACUGGUGAUAACCUCAGUGGUAAACUACAUUUUAGAUCAACUGGUGAUAAUCUCAGUGGUAAACUACAUUUUAGAUCAACUGGUGAUAAUCUCAGUGGUAAACUACAUUUUAGAUCAACUGGUGAUAAUCUCAGUGGUCAACUACAUUUUAGAUCAACUGGUGAUAAUCUCAGUGGUAAACUACAUUUUAGAUCAACUGGUGAUAAUCUCAGUGGUCAACUAAACUUUAGAUCUUUACAGUACGGAGCUGUAGACACACAUCAUUCAUCUCUUUACAGUACGGAGCUGUAGACACACAUCAUUCAUCUCUUUACAGUACGGAGCUGUAGACACACAUCACUCAUCUCUUUACAGUACGGAGCUGUAGACACACAUCACUCAUCUCUUUACAGUACGGAGCUGUAGACACACAUCACUCAUCUCUUUACAGUACGGAGCUGUAGACACACAUCAUUCAUCUCUUUGUGGACAUUCAGAGAAAGAGGUCACAUCCAACAGAAUGGUUGUUUAAUCAGUGUGUGUGUGUACAGGUGCUCCUGGGAUGAACAGAGCUUUCCAUGUAUCUGUGUAGAGCGUUGAAGAGGUCUGGAUCAGCAGGUGAAGUUCACUGCUCACGUCAUCUGCAGCCCUCACACAAGGACACCUGUUAGAGCCUCUGAUAAGAAGCAGAUAUUCCUUUUUUUUUUUUUCUCUCUCUCUCUCUCUCUCUCUCUCUCUCUCUCUCAAUUUAAGGGCUUUAUUGGCAUGGGAAACAUAUGUUAACAUUGCCAAAGCAAGUGAAGUAGAUCAACAAUAAAUAUUAACAGUAAACAUUACACUCAGAAGUUCAAUUUCAAUUUUCAAUUCAAUUUAAGGGCUUUAUUGGCAUGGGAAACGUGUGUUAACAUUGCCAAAGCAAGUGAAGUAGAUAGUAAACAAAAGUGAAAUAAACAAUAAAUAUUAACAGUAAACAUUACACUCAGAAGUUUCAAAAGAAUAAAGACAUUUCAAAUGUCAUAUUAUGUAUAUAUACAGUGUUGUCAGUCAGGGAAGAUUGAGAGAGAGGGAGAGCCCAUUACAAGUUCAAUCUGACUGAGUAUCCAUGUAUAACUGCUGAACUGGAACCCUCCUAUCCAGCAAGCCUCUGGGUCAGAAAUAAAAAUUGUAAGGUGUGAAGGUUUUUAAUCUUUGAUGCUUGAAACUUGGUAAUCUUUUAAUAGGGGUUUGAAGGCAGGCCUGCGGGCAAUGUUGUACGAUGUAGUCAAUAUCAACCAAAUAAAUAUUGAAUCUAUGUAAAUCUAUAUCUCAUAAUAAGUCAGAACAGUGAAGCGCAACACAGGAACGUGUUGCACACCGUACAUGUAUUCUCAUCACUCAAAUGCAUGAUUGUACGCACACACACGCGCUCGAGCGAACAAACACACACACAGGCAAACACACUCUCUCUCUCUCUCUCUCUCUCUCUCUCUCUCUCUCUCUCUCUCUCUCUCUCUCUCUCUCUCUCUCUCUCUCUCUCUCUCUCUCUCUCUCUCUCUCUCUCUCUCUCUCUCUCUCUCUCUCUCUCUCUCUCUCUCACUGUAAUCACUGAAGGAUUAUCAGUAACCCUGUUUCUAUGAAGAACCGUUACAGAUGCUCCAGGACCUCUCAAGAUGAAAGACUGUUGUUUUGCUGUGUGAUCUUUUUCUAGGAAAUGCAACUCAUCUCCCUUUUCUCAUUACGAUCAACUAAAGUAUUCUAACAAUCCUCAAAAGCUGUGUGAAUUGAAAUGUUCACUGCUCGUUCAUUUCUAAUGAUUGCUUGUUUGUUGGUUUGUCCAUUUGUUUUCAUGUGUGUGUGCAUGCGUGCACUGUGUGUGUGUGUGUCAGAAAAUAACAGUAAAUAAAUGGGUUUUCUCUGCAGCAUGGAAAAAUACAAAGUAACGCUCAGGAGGGAGCCCACCUUGAUAUAAUCAACCAUUACUCCAAUCAAUCUGUGGACAUUCAUCUCAGCAGGGAGCCCACCUUGAUAUAAUCAACCAUUCCUCCAAUCAAUCUGUGGACAUUCAUCUCAGCAGUCUGGAAUCGGUCCAUUUAAAAUCAGAAAACUACAUGUCAUGUAGGAGUACAGUACAUUGAGGUAAGAGGCUCAACUCACUUGCAUGCAGGUACAGUACAUUACUGUAUAAAUGGGCCAUGCAGGUACAGUACAUUACUGUAUAAAUGGGCCAUGCAGGUACAGUACUUUACUGUAUAAAUGGGCCAUGCAGGUACAGUACUUUACUGUAUAAAUGGGCCAUGCAGGUACAGUACAUUACUGUAUAAAUGGGCCAUUAGGCGGCAUGUAGCUCAGUGGUUAAGAGCGUUGUGCCAGUAACCGAAAGGUCGCUGGUUCUAAUCCCCGAGCCGACUAGGUGAAAAAUCUGUCUAUGUGCCCUUGAGCAAGGCACUUAACCCUAAUUGCUCCUGUAAGUCGCUCUGGAUAAGAGCGUCUGCUAAAUGACCUAUUUAUUUAUUUCAACACAAACACUAGGGAUGCAUCACAAAUGGCUCCCUGUUUAAUGCACUACUUUUGACCAGAUCCCUAUGGGCUAUGUAGGGAGUAGGGUGUCAUUUGGGAUGCACACGGUUCAGGCUGUGGCUGUUGGCCUUCAGAUUGUUUGGACCAUUACUCACUAGGCUGAGCUAUUCUACAGCAUUGUCUUUUUGAUCACAUUAAAGGAGAUAUAUGGAAUAUUUUUUUGCAUUGUAAUUCCUGAAAAUGUCCUUAAUAUACAUCUUGUUGACAAGUCAUGGUCCUCUGUAGCUCAGCUGGUAGAGCACGGUGCUUGUAACGCCAAGGUAGUGGGUUCGAUCCCCGGGACCACCCAUACACAAAAAUGUAUGCACGCAUGACUGUAAGUCGCUUUGGAUAAAAGCGUCUGCUAAAUGGCAUAUUAUUGUUAUUAUAAGUCGAUAACAAGAGAUUUGCUGGCCCCAGUCAAUUUGACAACAAGAGACGGUUCGUUGUUGAAUUGUAACAUGCAGUCACUAUUAUUAUAUUUGUGUUGUGGCAACCCGUUGCCUAGACCCAUUGGAUUAACCCAACUCAAAAUAUAUCUUUGUUCAAUACUUAGAGUAAUACAGUGACAUCUCCACCUAUAUGGCUAUCUUUUAAGUUGGAAGUACUUAAGUGUUUUGAGUUUCAUGAACUUUUUGACACUAAAUUACAUGACGUAUUCUGAACUACAACACUUGAAGUUACUUGAACAUUAAUAUUUAUUCUAGGGAACAUUAAAAUGUAGGGUACCUUCUACUUCAAUUAUUAACCUUCAUUACUUUUAUUUAUUUCAUGUGUAAGUAGUAAGUAGUUCUGAUUAGUAAUGUUCAGUGGUCGUGUCUUAAUGUUGAACAUUGUUUCAUGUAUUUGACCAUUUCAACCCAGCUUGGCAGUCAUUGUUGAACACAGUGUUCAUUCCUCUAGCAGUAACUAGAGGUAGAGCUGUAACCAGUCAUUGUUGAACACAGUGCUCAUUCCUCUAGCAGUAACUGGAGGUAGAGAUGCUGUAACCAGUCAUUGUUGAACACAGUGCUCAUUCCUCUAGCAGUAACUGGAGGUAGAGAUGCUGUAACCAGUCAUUGUUGAACACAGUGCUCAUUCCUCUAACAGUAACUGGAGGUAGAGAUGCUGUAACCAGUCAUUGUUGAGCACAGUGCUCAUUCCUCUAGCAGUAACUGGAGGUAGAGAUGCUGUAACCAGUCAUUGUUGAGCACAGUGCUCAUCCUCUAGCAGUAACUGGAGGUAGAGAUGCUGUAACCAGUCAUUGUUGAACACAGUGCUCAUUCCUCCAACAGUAACUGGAGGCAGAGCUGUAACCAGUCAUUGUUGAACACAGUGCUCAUUCCUCUAACAGUAACUGGAGGUAGAGAUGCUGUAACCAGUCAUUGUUGAACACAGUGCUCAUCCUCUAGCAGUAACUGGAGAUAGAGAUGCUGUAACCAGUCAUUGUUGAGCCCAGUGCUCAUUCCUCCAACAGUAACUGGAGGCAGAGCUGUAACCAGUCAUUGUUGAACACAGUGCUCAUUCCUCUAACAGUAACUGUAGGUAGAGAUGCUGUAACCAGUCAUUGUUGAACACAGUGCUCAUUCCUCUAACAGUAACUGGAGGUAGAGAUGCUGUAACCAGUCAUUGUUGAACACAGUGCUCAUUCCUCUAGCAGUAACUGGAGGUAGAGAUGCUGUAACCAGUCAUUGUUGAACACAGUGCUCAUUCCUCUAGCAGUAACUGGAGGUAGAGAUGCUGUAACCAGUCAUUGUUGAACACAGUGCUCAUUCCUCUAGCAGUAACUAGAGGUAGAGAUGCUGUAACCAGUCAUUGUUGAGCACAGUGCUCAUUCCUCUAGCAGUAACUGGAGGUAGAGAUGCUGUAACCAGUCAUUGUUGAACACAGUGCUCAUUCCUCCAACAGUAACUGGAGGUAGAGCUGUAACCAGUCAUUGUUGAACACAGUGCUCACUCCUCUAACAGUAACUGGAGGUAGAGAUGCUGUAACCAGUCAUUGUUGAGCCCAGUGCUCAUUCCUCCAGCAGUAACUGGAGGUAGAGAUGCUGUAACCAGUCAUUGUUGAGCCCAGUGCUCAUUCCUCCAGCAGUAACUGGAGGUAGAGAUGCUGUAACCAGUCAUUGUUGAACACAGUGCUCAUUCCUCUAGCAGUAACUGGAGGUAGAGAUGCUGUAACCAGUCAUUGUUGAGCCCAGUGCUCAUUCCUCCAGCAGUAACUGGAGGUAGAGAUGCUGUAACCAGUCAUUGUUGAACACAGUGCUCAUUCCUCUAGCAGUAACUGGAGGUAGAGAUGCUGUAACCAGUCAUUGUUGAACACAGUGCUCAUUCCUCUAGCAGUAACUGGAGGUAGAGAUGUAACCAGUCAUUGUUGAACACAGUGCUCAUUCCUCUAGCAGUAACUGAAGGUAGAGCUGUAACCAGUCAUUGUUGAGCACAGUGCUCAUUCCUCUAGCAGUAACUGUAGGUAGAGCUGUAACCAGUCAUUGUUGAACACAGUGCUCAUUCCUCUAACAGUAACUGGAGGUAGAGAUGCUGUAACCAGUCAUUGUUGAGCACAGUGCUCAUUCCUCUAACAGUAACUGGAGGUAGAGAUGCUGUAACCAGUCAUUGUUGAACACAGUGCUCAUUCCUCUAACAGUAACUGGAGGUAGAGAUGCUGUAACCAGUCAUUGUUGAACACAGUGCUCAUUCCUCCAACAGUAACUGGAGGCAGAGCUGUAACCAGUCAUUGUUGAACACAGUGCUCAUUCCUCUAACAGUAACUGGAGGUAGAGAUGUAACCAGUCAUUGUUGAACACAGUGCUCAUUCCUCUAGUAGUAACUGGAGGUAGAGAUGUAACCAGUCAUUGUUGAGCACAGUGCUCAUUCCUCUAGCAGUAACUGGAGGUAGAGAUGUAACCAGUCAUUGUUGAACACAGUGCUCAUUCCUCUAGCAGUAACUGGAGGUAGAGAUGCUGUAACCAGUCAUUGUUGAGCACAGUGCUCAUUCCUCUAGCAGUAACUGGAGGUAGAGAUGCUGUAACCAGUCAUUGUUGAACACAGUGCUCAUUCCUCUAACAGUAACUGGAGGUAGAGAUGCUGUAACCAGUCAUUGUUGAGCACAGUGCUCAUUCCUCUAGCAGUAACUGGAGGUAGAGAUGCUGUAACCAGUCAUUGUUGAGCACAGUGCUCAUUCCUCUAGCAGUAACUGGAGGUAGAGAUGCUGUAACCAGUCAUUGUUGAACACAGUGCUCAUUCCUCUAGCAGUAACUGGAGGUAGAGAUGCUGUAACCAGUCAUUGUUGAACACAGUGCUCAUUCCUCUAGUAGUAACUGGAGGUAGAGCUGUAACCAGUCAUUGUUGAACACAGUGCUCAUUCCUCCAACAGUAACUGGAGGUAGAGCUGUAACCAGUCAUUGUUGAACACAGUGCUCACUCCUCUAACAGUAACUGGAGGUAGAGAUGCUGUAACCAGUCAUUGUUGAACACAGUGCUCAUUCCUCUAGCAGUAACUGGAGGUAGAGAUGCUGUAACCAGGCAUUGUUGAACACAGUGCUCAUUCCUCCAGCAGUAACUGGAGAUAGCACUGUAAGCAUUUCAGGAUGCUGCACUAGCCUCUGUCAUUAAGAGUGGAGUGCACGACCUUGUUGAUGGUGGGAAUGGCUUGUCUCAUUAUUGAACGUCAAUUUACCUGCUGGUCUUGAUAUGAUUGAUAUUGAUAUGAUUACACCUCAUAGCACAGCAAACCUCUUAAAGCAAUUUUACAUAAUAGAAUAAAGUAAGAACAACUGAUUGAAUAAAUGUUAGAUUGACUUUAAAAUAUUAAAUAAUCGUAACUUGUAAAAACUCAAUAACUUUAGAUUAGCAGAACACAAAUAAAUAAAGUUAUAUUUACUCAAUUACCUAAUAUUUGUUACAUGAUUUUGAGUUCUACUGACAGUUGGAGAUGUUUAAGUAGCCACUACUCAGUUUCUUUAAUGGUGUUAGGCAGUACAUUUUUACAGUGUAUGUUUAAAUGUUUUUAGUCAAUGUAAUGUGUAUAUGUCAAUAAAGGGAAUCCCACCUAUAUCCCGUGGCGCAUCUCUUUGAAUACACUCCUGACAUGAAAUACAGUGGGGGAAAAAAGUAUUUAGUCAGCCACCAAUUGUGCAAGUUCUCCCACUUAAAAAGAUGAGAGAGGCCUGUCAUUUUCAUCAUAGGUACACGUCAACUAUGACAGACAAAUUGAGAAAAAAGAAUCCAGAAAAUCACAUUGUAGGAUUUUUAAUGAAUUUAUUUGCAAAUUAUGGUGGAAAAUAAGUAUUUGGUCACCUACAAACAAGCAAGAUUUCUGGCUCUCACAGACCUGUAACUUCUUCUUUAAGAGGCUCCUCUGUCCUCCACUCGUUACCUGUAUUUAUGGCACCUGUUUGAACUUGUUAUCAGUAUAAAAGACACCUGUCCACAACCUCAAACAGUCACACUCCAAACUCCACUAUGGUCAAGACCAAAGAGCUGUCAAAGGACACCAGAAACAAAAGUGUAGACCUGCACCAGGCUGGGAAGACUGAAUCUGCAAUAGGUAAGCAGCUUGGUUUGAAGAAAUCAACUGUGGGAGCAAAUAUUAGGAAAUGGAAGACAUACAAGACCACUGAUAAUCUCCCUCGAUCUGGGGCUCCACGCAAGAUCUCACCCCGUGGGGUCAAAAUGAUCACAAGAACGGUGAGCAAAAAUCCCAGAACCACACGGGGGGACCUAGUGAAUGACCUGCAAAGAGCUGGGACCAAAGUAACAAAGCCUACCAUCAGUUACACACUACUCCGCCAGGGACUCAAAUCCUGCAGUGACAGACGUGUCCCCCUGCUUAAGCCAGUAAAUGUCCAGGCCCGUCUGAAGUUUGCUAGCGUGCAUUUGGAUGAUCCAGAAGAGGAUUGGGAGAAUGUCAUAUGGUCAGAUGAAACCAAAAUAUAACUUUUUGGUAAAAACUCAACUCAUCAUGUUUGGAGGACAAAGAAUGCUGAGUUGCAUCCAAAGAACACCAUACCUACUGUGAAGCAUGGGGGUGGAAACUUCAUGCUUUGGGGCUUUUUUUCUGCAAAGGGACCAGGACGACUGAUCCGUGUAAAGGAAAGAAUGAAUGGGGCCAUGUAUCGUGAGAUUUUGAGUGAAAACCUCCUUCCAUCAGCAAGGGCAUUGAAGAUGAAACGUGGCUGGGUCUUUUAGCAUGACAAUGAUCCCAAACACACCUCCCGGGCAACGAAGGAGUGGCUUCGUAAGAAGCAUUUCAAGGUCCUGGAGUGGCCUAGCCAGUCUCCAGAUCUCAACCCCAUAGAAAAUCUUUGGAGGGAGUUGAAAGUCCGUGUUGCCCAGCGACAGCCCCAAAACAUCACUGCUCUAGAGGAGAUCUGCAUGGAGGAAUGGGCCAAAAUACCAGCAACAGUGUGUGAAAACCUUGUGAAGACUUACAGAAAACGUUUGACCUGUGUCAUUGCCAACAAGGGGUAUAUAACAAAGUAUUGAGAAACUUUUGUUAUUGACCAAAUACUUAUUUUCCACCAUAAUUUGCAAAUAAAUUCAUAAAAAAUCCUACAAUGUGAUUUUCUGGAUUUUUUUUUCUCAUUUAGUCUGUCAUAGUUGACGUGUACCUAUGAUGAAAAUGACAGGCCUCUCUCAUCUUUUUAAGUGGGAGAACUUGCACAAUUGGUGGCUGACUAAAUACUUUUUUCCCCCACUGUAUGGUUUUAGGACGAACAUACAGUGCCUUCGGAAAGUAUUCCGUAUUGACUUUUUCCACAUUUUGUUACGUCACAGCCUUAUUCUAAAAUGGAUUAAAUUUUUUUACAAUCCUCAGCAAUCUACACACAAUACCCCAUAAUGACAUGAAAACAUACAUGAAAUGAGUUUGAGUAGGAAAUAUAGCAAAAUGCAUAGGAAAAGUAGUCAUUGACAAGGUUAGAAAUAAUGAUUUUUAAUAGAAAUAAUAAUUGUGUCCUUCAAACUUUGCUUUCGUCAAAGAAUCCUCCAUUUGCAGCAAUUACAGCCUUGCAGACCUUUGGCAUUCUAGUUGUCAAUUUGUUGAGGUAAUCUGAAGCGAUUUCACCCCAUGCUUCCUGAAGCACCUCCCACAAGUUGGAUUGGCUUGAUGAGCACUUCUUACGUACCAUACAGACAAGCUGCUCCCACAACAGCUCAAUAGGGUUGAGAUCUGGUGACUGUGCUGGCCACUCCAUUAUAGACAGAAUACCAGCUGACUGCUUCUUCCCUAAAUAGUUAUUGCAUAGUUUGGAGCUGUGCUUUGGGUCACUGUCCUGUUGUAGGAUUGGCUCCAAUCAAGCGCCGUCCACAGGGUAUGGCAUGGUAUUGCAAAAUGGAGUGAUAGCCUUCCUUCUUCAAGAUCCCUUUUACCCUGUACAAAUCUCCCACUUUACCACCACCAAAGCACCCCCAGACCAUCACAUUGCCUCCACCAUGCUUGACAGAUGGCAUCAAGCACUCCUCCAGUAUCUUUUCAUUUGGUCUGCGUCUCACAAAUGUUAUUCUUUGUGAUCCGAACACCUCGAACUUCGAUUCGUCUGUCCAUAGCACGUUUUUCCAAUCUUCCUCUGUCCAGUGUCUGUGUUCUUCUGCCCAUCUUAAUCUUUUCUUUUUAUUGGCCAGUCUCAGAUAUGGCUUUUUCUUUGCAACUCUGCCUAGAAGGUCAGCAUCCCAGAGUCGCCUCUUCACUGUUGACGUUGAGACUGGUGUUUUGUGGGUACUAUUUAAUGAAGCUGCCAGUUGAGGACCUGUGAGAAGUCUGUUUCUCAAACUAGACACUCUAAUGUAUUUGUCCUCUUGCUCAGCUGUGCACCGGGGCCUCCCACUCCUCUUUCUAUUCUGGUUAGAGACAGUUUGCGCUGUUCUGUGAAGGGACCCUUUGCUAUGAGAAUCGAAAUUGAGCUCAGUUGCAUCCUGUUUCCAUUGAUCAUCCUUGAGAUGUUUCUACAACUUGAUUGGAGUCCACCUGUGGUAAAUUCAAUUGAUUGGACAUGAUUUGGAAACGCACACCUGUCUAUAUAAAGUCCCACAGUUCACAGUGCAUGUCAGAGCAAAAACCAAGCCAUGAGGUCGAAGGAAUUGUCCGUAGAGCUCCGAGACAGGAUUGUGUCGAGGCACAGAUCUGGGGAAGGGUACAAAAACAUUUCUGCAACAUUGAAGGUCCCCAAGAACACAGUGGCCCCCAAUGGAAGAAGUUUGGAACCACCAAGACUCUUCCUAGAGCUGGCCGCUCGGCCAAACUGAGAAAUUGGGGGAGAAGGGCCUUGGUCAGGGAGGUGACCAAGAACCCAAUGGUCACUCUGACAGAGCUCCAGAGUUCCUCUGUGGAGAUGGGAGAAUUUUCCAGAAGGACAACCAUCCCUGCAGCACUCCACCAAUCAGGUCUUUAUGGUACAGUGGCCAGACGGAAGCCACUCCUCGGUAAAAGGCACAUGACAGCACGCUUGGAGUUUGCCAAAAGGCACUUAAAGUCUCUCAGACCAUGAGAAACAAGAUUCUUUGGUCUGAUGAAACCAAGAUUGAAUUCUUUGGCCUGAAUGCCAAGCAUCAUGUCUGGAGGAAACCUGGCACCAUCCCUACGGUGAAGCAUGGUAGUGGCAGCAUCAUGCUGUGGGAAUGUUUUUCAGCGGCAGGGAUUGGGAGACUAGUCAGGAUCGAGGGAAAGUUGAACACAGCAAAGUACAGAGAGAUCCUUGAUGAAAACCUGCUCCAGAGCGCUCAGGACCUCAGACUAGGGCGAAGGUUCACCUUCCAACAGGACAACGAUCCUAAGCACACAGCCAAGACAACACAGGAGUGGCUUUGGGACAAGUCUCUGAAUGUCCUUGAGUGACCCAGCCAGAGCCCGGACUUGAACCCGAUCGAACAUCUCUGGAGAGACCUGAAAAUAGCUGUGCAGCGACGCUCCCCAUCCAACCUGACAGAGUUGAGAGGAUCUGCAGAGAAGAAUGUGAGAAACUCCCCAAAUACAUGUGUGCCAAGCUUGUAGCAUCAUACCCAAGAAGACUCGAGGCUGUAAUCGCUGUCAAAGGUGCUUCAACAAAGUACUGAGUAAAGGGUCUGAAUACUUAUGUAAAUGUAAAUUUUUGCUUUGUCAUUAUGGGGUAUUGUGUGUAGAUUGAUGAGGGGAAUUUUAAAAAAUCAAUUUUAGAAUAAGGCUGUAACCUAACAAAAUGUGGAAAACGUCAAGGGGUCUGAAUACUUUCCGAAGGCACUGUAUAGUAGUUUUGCCACACGCUAACAACUGCCCCUUGAGGAUUAUUUAAGUCAUUGAAUUGAUUUGAAUGAAAUUAAGUCAGUAAUAGCAAAAUCACAUUUCAAUAAUUGAAUAUAUAUAUAUAUACACAUACAUACAUAUAUACAUAUAUAUAUAUAUAUAUAUAUAUAUAUAUAUAUAUAUAUAUAUAUAUAUAUAUAUACAGUACCGUUCAAAAGUUUGGACACACCUACUCAUUCAAGGGUUUUUCUUUAUUUCUACUAUUUUCUACAUUGUAGAAUAAUAGUGAAGACAUAAAAACUAUGAAAUAAGACAUUUGGAAUCAUGUAGUAAUCGAAGAAGUGUUAAACAAAUCAAUAUAUAUUUGAGAUUCUUCAAAGUAGCUGUCAUCAAGGCAAAAGGUGGCUACUUUGAAGAAUCUCAAAUAUAAAAUAUAUUUGGAUUUGUUUAACACUUUUUUGGUUACUACAUGAUUCCAUAAGUGUUUUUCAUAGUUUUGAUGUCUUCCCUAUUAUUCUACAAUGUAGAAAAUAGUAAAAAUAAAGAAAAACUGCUGAAUGAGUAGGUGUGUCCAAACUUUUGACGGGUACUGAAUAUACAGUGGGGAAAAAAAGUAUUUAGUCAGCCACCAAUUGUGCAAGUUCUCCCACUUAAAAAGAUGAUACCAUAAUUUGCAAAUAAAUUCAUAGAAAAUCCUACAAUGUGAUUUUCUGGAUUUUUCUUUCUCAAUUUGUCUGUCAUAGUUGAUGUGUACCUAUGAUGAAAAUUACAGGCCUCUCUCAUCUUUUUAAGUGGGAGAACUUGCACAAUUGGUGGCUGACUAAAUACUUUUUUCCCCCACUGUAUAUCUUUCAAUGGAGAAGCUAUUAAUUCCAAAAGUUUUUCAAUUUUAGAAUUUUUACUUAAAAUCAGUAUCUGAAUUGAGUGACUUCAAUUCAAAUGGACCCUAACACAGCUGUACACUAUUGCAAACAAAACAUAAAUCUUAUGCAGUACAAUACGACAUCACUUUUUUUACAUAAUUAACUUCUCUUGAUGUGUGACUGCUGUCCUUAAGAGGGGAAACGGUCUUAAUCUCAUUCUGUGUUUUCAUGGUCACAUUUCAGGUCUUUGUCCAAAAGGCAAGAAUGCUCAGAAACCUCUGGAAUGCCUCAUUCACGGCAUUACAGGUCCAUCCCACCGAGUCUCUCACACACACACACACACACACACACACACACACACACACACACACACACACACCCUCGCACACCCUCGCACACACACACACACACACACACACACACACACACACACACACACACACACACACACACACACACACACACACACACACACACCCUCGCACUCACACACACACACACACACACACACACACCCUCGCACACACACACCACACCACACACACACACACACACACACACACACACACACACACACACACACACACCCACCCUCGCACACACACACACACACACACACACACACACACACACACACACACACACUUCCCUUGACAAGCAGUGAGUAAAGUGUAUAAACAUUCUGUUGUUUGGCCUCCAUUAUCUUCCAAUGGCCUUUGAUCCACUAUGUAAUAUCAAAUCAAAUCAAAAGUUAUUGGUCACAUACACGUGUUUAGCAGAUGUUAUUGCGGGUGUAGCGAAAUGCUUGUGAUUCUAGCUCCGACAGUGCAGUAAUAUCUAACAAGUAAUAUCUAACAAUUUCACAACAUAUACCCAAUACACACAAGUCUAGUAAGGUAAUGGAAUUUAAGAAUAUAUACAUAUAUGGACAAGCAAUGGCAGAGCAGCAUGGACUAAGAUGCAGUAGAAUAUUAUAGAAUAGAAUACAGUAUACAGUGAGGGAAAAAAGUAUUUGAUCCCCUGCUGAUUUUGUACGUUUGCCCACUGACAAAGAAAUGAUCCGUCUAUAAUUCUAAUGGUAGAUGGUAGGUUUAUUUGAACAGUGAGAGACAGAAUAACAACAAAGAAAUCCAGAAAAAUGCAUGUCAAAAAUGUUAUAAAUUGAUUUGCAUUUUAAUGAGGGAAAUAAGUAUUUGACCCCUCUGCAAAACAUGGCUUAGUAUUUGGUGGCAAAACCCUUGUUGGCAAUCACAGAGGUCAGACGUUUCUUGUAGUUGGCCACCAGGUUUGCACACAUCUCAGGAGGGAUUUUGUCCCACUCCUCUUUGCAGAUCUUCUCCAAGUCAUUAAGGUUUCGAGGCUGACGUUUGGCAACUCGAACCUUCAGCUCCCUCCACAGAUUUUCUAUGGGAUUAAGGUCUGGCUAGGCUACUCCAGGACCUUAAUGUGCUUCUUCUUGAGCCACUCCUUUGUUGCCUUGGCCGUGUGUUUUGGGUCAUUGUCAUGCUGGAAUACCCAUCCACGACCCAUUUUCAAUGCCCUGGCUGAGGGAAGGAGGUUCUCACCCAAGAUUUGACGGUACAUGGCCCCAUCCAUCGUCCCUUUGAUGCGGUGAAGUUGUCCUAUCCCCUUAGCAGAAAAACACCCCCAAAGCAUAAUGUUUCCACCUCCAUGUUUGACGGUGGGGAUGGUGUUCUUGGGGUCAUAGGCAGCAUUCCUCCUCCUCCAAACACGGCGAGUUGAGUUGAUGCCAAAGAGCUCCAUUUUGGUCUCAUCUGACCACAACACUUUCACCCAGUUCUCCUCUGAAUCAUUCAGAUGUUCAUUGGCAAACUUCAGACGAGCCUGUAUAUGUGCUUUCUUGAGCAGGGGGACCUUGCGGGCGCUGCAGGAUUUCAGUCCUUCACAGCAUAGUGUGUUACCAAUUGUUUUCUUGGUGACUAUGGUCCCAGCUGCCUUGAGAUCAUUGACAAGGUCCUCCUGUGUAGUUCUGGGCUGAUUCCUCACCGUUCUCAUGAUCAUUGCAACUCCACAAGGUGAGAUCUUGCAUGGAGCCCCAGGCCGAGGGAGAUUGACAGUUCUUUUGUGUUUCUUCCAUUUGCAAAUAAUCGCACCAACUGUUGUCACCUUCUCACCAAGCUGCUUGGCGAUGGUCUUGUAGCCCAUUCCAGCCUUGUGUAGGUCUACAAUCUUGUCCCUGACAUCCUUGGAGAGCUCUUUGGUCUUGGCCAUGGUGGAGAGUUUGGAAUUUGAUUGAUUGAUUGCUUCUGUGGACAGGUGUCUUUUAUACAGGUAACAAGCUGAGAUUAGGAGCACUCCCUUUAAGAGUGUGCUCCUAAUCUCAGCUCGUUACCUGUAUAAAAGACACCUGGGAGCCAGAAAUCUUUCUGAUUGAGAGGGGGUGAAAUACUUAUUUUCCUGAUUAAAAUGCAAAUCAAUGUAUAACGUUUUUGAGAUGCGUUUUUCUGGAUUUUGUUGUUGUUAUUCUGUCUCUCACUGUUCAAAUAAACCUACCAUUAAAAUUAUAGACUGAUCAUUUCUUUGUCAGUGGGCAAACGUACAAAAUCAGCAGGGGAUCAAAUACUUUUUCCCCCUCACUGUAUAUAGUGCAAUAUAUGUAAACAUUAUUAAAGUGACUAGUGUUCCAUUUCUUAAAGUGGCCAGUGGCAGCAUUGGAAUAGCAGUUGAAAUGUGACGUAUGAGGUGAAAUGUUUUUGUUGUGGAGAACAUAAAUAUGUCAUGAGAAGUGUUGACAACCAAUGUCAGUGGUGACGACCAAACACAACUUUGAUUUGAUUUCAUCCCAGUAGUUCAUCAACGGAUGGUUCACUGAACCAUGUGUUCUACUAUGGUCAAUAACAGAAAAAGUUUGUGUGAAAUAACAGGUUCUACAAGUUAUUGGAGAACAUUUUAGAAAAGACAGCACAACACCAUAGCAUGACCCUCAAGUCCUUUGUUUGGGACGGGGCUAAGAGCUUUCAUUUACUGGCAGCAGUCUGAGAGAAAGGACUAUAGAGACUCUAUCUAUAGAAGUGCCCAGUGCAUCAUUGAACAUCUUGAACUACAAUAGCAAGGACAUAGAGAUCAAUAGUAGAGAGGUAAAUGAGAGAACAUAUUUUUCAGGGUGGGGUUCAACCACAGUCGGCUUCAACCACAGUCGGGUUCAACCACAGAUCAGGUGCACUGUGUGUCCAUGACAACCCUCCAUCGCCUCCAUUCCAUCUCCUCAGAGGAGAAACAUUCUGAAAUUAUUAUUUCCAUUGCCACCCACAUAAGCUUUCCAAAACUAUAGCUGCUGCAUGGUUAUUACUUCCUAUAUCAGGGGCCGAGUAUCAAAUGGGACCCUACUCCUUCCCUAUAUAGUGCACUACUUUUGACCAAAUCCCUAUGUGCCCUGGUCUAGAGUAGUGCACUAUAAAGGGAAUAGGGUACCAUUUGGGACUCAGACAGGUUCACUGUUUUCUGCCUUUUUCUUUUAGCUUAUUAAUGAUAAUAGCCGAUAAUUAUGUGCAAAUUAAACCCAUGGAGGUUGAUGUGAUGUGUGAAGUGGAAUAUAAAACAUUGGAGAGGGGCAAGCCGAGGCACUUUACCUCUUUUAGAUUACAGCCCUCAAUUGACGAGAGGUUUUAAAAUGUCUCUAUCCCCCUCUAUGACCAAUUCAUUCUGACUCCAGGUAGCGAUGGUUCAUAGCAACAGUCAUUACAAGUUCCCUGCACAUUCUGCUGCAGAAUUCACAGAACAGAGAGUACAUAGUGUAGCCUAUGUAUAUUUACAUUACAUAUAUAUCAACUGUACAAUAUGGAGUUUGGUAUAGUUAAUGUUGAGGAUGUAAUGACCAGAGCGGUGGUUCCCAACCAGGGGUACUAGGACCCCUUGGGGUACUGUACUUAGCCUAUCCACAGGGGGUACUUGAGAAGACUCAAUAGACCAUAGGCUUACUGGUAAAAUGCACAUGCGGGGGUAUUUCAGGGGUACUGCGGAGAGAGCAGAACUCAGUUGGUAGUACAGUAAAUGAUAAAGGGGCCAGAGAAUAUGCAGAGACAAAGCUGCAGAGAAAAACUAAAAAAAAAACGGGAAAACAGUUUUUUGAAAACAUUGGCAUUGGAAAAGCGUUGGCCACAUGCUCUCUGUAAUGACGGGGGUUUUCUGCAGCACAGUUAUGAGAACCCUGCAAUAGACUGGCGUCUUGUCCAGGGGCUGCACCUGUACACCAGGCUGCUCCACGCUACAAAACCAGGAGAGCUCCAGCACCUAUGAGCUGUUCUGGUUCACACGAGACAAUCUGUCGAUGUGCCCUUGAGCAAGGCACUUAACCCUAAUUGCUCCUGUAAGUCGCUCUGGAUAAGAGCGUCUGCUAAAUGACUAAAAUGUAAAUGUAAAUGUACUUAUUGGUUCACACAAGACAAGGCUACUUACUGGUUCUGCAUCCUGGGCUGACCAAUCACCACGAUACACAACUGUUCUGCAUCCUGGGCUGACCAAUCACCACUAUACACAACUGUUCUGUAUCCUGGGCUGACCAAUCACCACUAUACACAACUGUUCUGUAUCCUGGGCUGACCAAUCACCACUAUACACAACUGUUCUGUAUCAUGGGCUGACCAAUCACCACUAUACACAACUGUUCUGUAUCCUGGGCUGACCAAUCACCACUAUACACAACUGUUCUGCAUCCUGGGCUGAAUACAAAGACAUACUUUAAUGUUGCAUCAUCUUCAGGGGGUUUAACAUUCCCUCCCCUACCCUGGACGACGCUGGGCCAGUUAACAAAACAUAGCCUCCUCUGUAGUUUAUUUUUCAUAGUUUAUCAAGGGUGUUGUGACUCUUCUGUUCUCGUUCUGUUUGAUCUCUCUCUCUCUCUCUCUCUCUCUCUCUCUCUCUCUCUCUCUCUCUCUCUCUCUCUCUCUCUCUCUCUCUCUCUCUCUUCUCUCUCUCUCUCUCUCUCUCUCUCUCUCUCUCUCUCUCUCUCUCUCUCUCUCUUUCUCUCCUCUCUCUCUCUCUCUCUCUCUCUCUCUCUCUCUAACCUUGGGGACAGAAUCCUGUUUGCCAUCCUAUCUUCUAACCCAUAAUUUCCCAACCUUGGUUUUGCCCUAGCACUACACAGCUAAUUCAAAGAAUCAAAGCUUGAUAAUUUAGGGCUCUAUUCAAUCUGUAUAGCUGAAGUGUUUACUGUGAAUGCUGUCUCCGCUAAAGCAGGAACAUUGCCUUUGAAUUUCAAUCAUGCUGUAAAGCUGAACUUCGUCAAUUUGUAUAAUUCCAUCCAUUACAACGAUUCUUGUACCUUAAUUUGCUUCCUCUGUAAAUGAUGUCAGGUCCGUGUGGUUGUAGCUGAAGAUCACCACUAGCAAAUGGGGGAUAAUAUUUAGGACUCUAUUCCAUCUGUAGCGCUGAAGCGGUACGGAUAGCGUGCUAGAAAUGUAAAGGUCAUUUUCUAUUGAGCUGACAUCUACAGCGUUGACAGUGAAUGCUGUCUCCUCUAACGCGGGAGCAUUGCCUUUAAAUUUAUAUCACGCAGUGACGCUGAAUUUCCAUGAUAAAGGAGUGAACAGAGCCCUUAAUAAAAACAACAUUGACAUGAAGGCUGAUUAAAUAAUUAUGGAGCACAGAUCAAACCGUUAUUACAGUUAUACUUCGUUGAUCUCCAUAUUCUAAACACGUUCUCCAUAGCCUACAUUCUAGUGUUGUGCCGAUCAAAUUCAAAUUAAAAAAAGGUACACAGUUUUUAAAAGGGCUUGCUUUAAAUAAAUGAACAGAAAGGCACAUUUAAUGAAAGCUUCCUGAUCAAUUCUGUUGGGCCACCCAAUGGGUGUGUUUUCGGGGGGUUGAAUUAAAUGUAUUCAGUGCGUGCAAAUGAGCCACACCCGCAUAGCUCACUAGGCACCUGCAUAAGGUAAGUCUGAAUUACAACAACUGAGAAGGAGUUAUCUGCUCCUCUGCGUCUGCAGUCCCUGCCCCUAGCCAGUUCAGAGCCCUCAGCCUCAGCUGGCCCUCAGCCUCAGCUGGCCCUCAGCCUCAGCUGGCCCUCAGCCUCAGCUGGCCCCCAGCCUCAGCUGGCCCCCAGUCUCCUGCUCAGCUAGAUUCUCAGUCUCAGCUAGGUUCUCAGUCGCCUGCUCAGCUGGCUCCUCAGUCUCCUGCUCAGCUGGCUCCUCAGUCUCCUGCUCAGCUGGCUCCUCAGUCUCCUGCUCAGCUGGCUCCUCAGUCUCCUGCUCAGCUGGCUCCUCAGUCUCCUGCUCAGCUGGCUUUUCAGUCUCCUGCUCAGCUGGCUUCUCAGUCUCCUGCUCAGCUGGCUUCUCAGUCUCCUGCUCAGCUGGCUCCUCAGUCUCCUGCUCAGCUGGCUCCUCAGUCUCCUGCUCAGCUGGCUUCUCAGUCUCCUGCUCAGCUGGCUCCUCAGUCUCCUGCUCAGCUGGCUUCUCAGUCUCCCGCUCAGCUGGCUUCUCAGUCUCCCGCUCAGCUGGCUCCUCAGUCUCCUGCUCAGCUAGAUUCUCAGUCUCAGCUAGGUUCUCAGUCUCCUGCUCAGCUGGGUUCUCAGUCUCCUGCUCAGCUGGCUCCUCAGUCUCCUGCUCAGCUGGCUCCUCAGUCUCCUGCUCAGCUGGCUCCUCAGUCUCCUGCUCAGCUGGCUUUUCGGUCUCCUGCUCAGCUGGCUUCUCGGUCUCCUGCUCAGCUGGCUUCUCGGUCUCCUGCUCAGCUGGCUUCUCAGUCUCCUGCUCAGCUGGCUUCUCAGUCUCCUGCUCAGCUGGCUUCUCAGUCUCCUGGUCAGCUGGCUUCUCAGUCUCCUGCUCAGCUGGCUUCUCAGUCUCCUGCCAUACAUGGCUUGCAGUCCUCAGUCUUAGUAGUAGGUGCUAAGUCCCUUACCCUGUCAGACCCUGAGCUUUUUAUACAUGACCCUAAGCAUGAUGGGAUGUUAAUUGUUUAAUUAACUCAGGAACCACACCUACCGUAUGUGGAAGCACCUGCUUUCAAUAUACUUUGUAUCCCUCAUUUACUCAUGGGUUUCCAUUAUUUUGGCAGUAACCUGUAUGUUGCCAACAGUGGUGUAAAAUACUUAAGUAAAAAUACUUUUAGGUCGUUUUUUUGGGUAUCUGUACUUUGCAUUAAUAUUUAUAUUUUUGACAACUUUGACCUUUACUUCACUACAUUCCUAAAGAAAAUAAUGUACUUUUUACCCCAAUACAUUUUCCCUGACACCCAAAAGUACUCGUUAGAUUUUGAAUGCUUAGCAGGACAGGAAAAUGGUCCAAUUUACGCACUUAUCCAGAGAACAUACCUGUUCAUCCCUACUGCCUCUGAUCUGGCAGACUCACUAAACACAAAUGCUUCGCUUGAAAAUUGUUUCUGAGUGUUGGAGUGUGCCUCAGGCUAUCUGUAAAUUUAAAAAACUAGAAAAUUGUGCCGUCUGGUUUGCUAAAUAUAAGGAAUUUAAAUGAUUUAUACUUUUGCUUUUGAUAAUUAAUUAUAUUUUAGCAUUUACAUUUACUUUUGAUACUUAAGAAUAUUUAAAACCAAAUACUUUUAGACUUUUACUCAAGUAGUAUUUUACUGGGUGAGUUUCACAUAUACUUGAGCCAUUUUCUAUAUAUAUAUAUAUAUUAUUUUUUUUUACCUUUAUUUAACCAGGUAAGAAGCCAGUUGAGAACAGGUUCUCAUUUACAACUGCGACCUGGCCAAGAUAAAGCAAAGUAGUGCAAUAAAAACAACACAGAGUUACAUAUGGGGUAAAAAACAUAAAGUCAGAAAUACAACAGAAAAUAUAUAUACAGUGUGUGCAAAUGUAGCAAGUUAUGGAGGUAAGGCAAUAAAUAGGCUAUAGUGCAGAAUAAUUACAAUAGUAUUAACACUGGAAUGCUAGAUGUGCAAGAGAUUAUGUGCAAAUAGAGAUACUGGGGUGCAAAAGAGCCAAAUAAAUAACAAUAUAUGGAUGAGGUAGUUGGGUGGGCUAAUUUCAGAUGGGCUGUGUACAGGUGCAGUGAUCGGUAAGGUGCUCUGACAACUGAUGCUUAAAGUUAUUGAGGGAGAUAAGAGUCUCCAGCUUCAGAGAUUUUUGCAAUUCGUUCCAGUAAAGCUAUUAAGAUAGCUUUACUCAAGUAUGACAAUUGGGUACUUUUUUUUUACUUUUUCCACCACUGGUUGCCAGUAGAACUGUCUAUCACAUGGUACCGCAGUGAUUUAUGUAACAUUACAUGCUACUGUUAUUAGCAGGGUGCCAUUCUAUAGUUUCUGGAAUUUUCCAGCCUUGUCCAGCUUGCUCUCAUGAUCCAGCGCAUGUACAGUGGCCAUGCCUCCAGAUAACAUCUAGCCAGGACAGCGAGAGGGACAUACAGUUGAAGUCGGAAGUUUAACAUACACCUUUGCAAAUACAUUUAAACUCAGUUUUUCACAAUUCCUGACAUUUAAUUCUAGUAACAAUUCCCUGUCUUAGGUCAGUUAGGGUCAUCACUUUAUUUUAAGAAUGUGAAAUGUCAGAAUAAUAGUAGAGAGAAUGAUUUAUUUCAGCUUUUAUUUCUUUCAUCACAUUCCCAGUGGGUGAGAAGUUUACAUACACUCAAUUAGUAUUUGGUAGCAUUGCCUUUAAAUUGUUUAACUUGGGUCAAACGUUUCGGGUAGCCUUCCACAAGCUUCCCACAAUAAGUUGGGUGAAUUUGAGCUGGUGUAACUGAGUCAGGUUUGUAGGCCUCCUUGCUCGCACACGAUUUUUCAGUUCUGCCCAUACAUUUUCUAUAGGAUUGAGGUCAGGGCUUUGUGAUGGCCACUCCAAUAACUUAACUUUGUUGUCCUUAAGCCAUUUUGCCACAACUCUGGAAGUAUGCUUGGGGUCAUUGUCCAUUUGGAAGACCCAUUUGCGACCAACCUUUAACUUCCUGACUGAUGUCUUGAGAUGUUGCUUCAAUAUAUCCACAUAAUUUUCCUUCCUCAUGAUGCCAUCUCUUUUGUGACGUGCACAGGUCCCUCCUGCAGCAAAGCACCCCCCAGCAUGAUGCUGCCACCCCAGUGCUUCACGGUUGGGAUGGUGUUCUUCAGCUUGCAAGCAUCCCCCUUUUUCCUUCAAACAUAACGAUGGUCAUUAUGGCCAAACAGUUCUAUUUUUGUUUCAUCAGACCAGAGGACAUUUCUCCAAAAAGUACAAUCUUUGUCCCCAUGUGCAGUUGCAAACCGUAGUCUGGCUUUUUUAUGGCGGUUUUGGAGAAGUGGCUUCUUCCUUGAUGAGCGGCCUUUCAGGUUAUGUCGAUAUAGGACUCGUUUUACUGUGGAUAUAGAUAAUUUUCUACCUGUUUCCUCCAGCAUCUUCAAAGAGGCACUGAGUUUGAAGGUAGGCCUUGAAAUACAUCCACAGGUACACCUCCAAUUGACUCAAAUGAUGUCAAUUAGCCUAUCAGAAGCUUCUGAAGCCAUGACAUAAUUUUCUGGAAUUUUCCAAGCUGUUUAAAGGCACAGUCAAACUUCUGACCCACUAUAAUUGUGAUACAGUGAAUUAUAAGUGAAAUAACCUGUCUGUAAACAAUUGUUGGAAAAAUUCCUUGUGUCGUGCACAAAGUAGAUGUCCUAACCGACUUGCCAAAACUAUAGUUUGUUAACAAGAAAUUUGUAGAGUUGUUGAAAAACGAGUUUUAAUGACUCCAACCUAAGUGUAUGUAAACUUCCACCUUCAACUGUACAUCUUAAUGGGACCUUGUAGUUGACAAAGCAAAAACAGGUUGAGAAAUUUUUGUAAAUGUAUUAGGAAAAAAAACCUUAGGGUCUUGUCCUGUUGGAAGAUGAACCUUCGCCCCAGUCUGAGGUCCUGAGCGCUCUGGAGCAGGUUUUCAUCAAGGAUCUCUCUGUACUUUGCUCCGUUCAGCUUUUUCCCUCGAUCCUGACUAGUCUCCCAGUCCCUGCUGCUGAAAAACAUUCCCACAGCAUGAGGCAGCCACCACCAUGCUUCACCGUAGGGAUGGUGCCAGGUUUCCUCCAGACGUGAUGCUUGGCAUUCAGGCCAAAAAGUUCAAUCUUGGUUUCAUCAGACCAGAGAAUCUUGUUUCUCAUGGUCUGAGAGUCUUAAGGUGCCUUUUGGCAAACUCCAAGCGGGCUGUCAUGUGCCUUUUACUGAGGUGUGGCUUCCGUCUGGCCAUUCUACCAUUAAGGCCUGAUUGGUGGAGUGCUGCAGAAAUGGUUGUCCUUCUGGAAGUUUCUUCCAUCUCCACAGAGGAACUCUGGAGCUCUGUCAGAGUGACCAUUGGGUUCUUGGUCACCUCCCUGAGCAAGGCCCUUCUCCCCGAUUGCUCAGUUUGGCCGGGCAGCCAGCUCUAGGAAGAGUCUUGGUGGUUCCAAACUUCUUCCAUUUAAGAAUGAUGGAGGCCACCAUGUUCUUGGGGACCUUCAAUGCUGCAGAAAUGUUUUGGUACCCUUCCCCAGACCCGUGCCUCGACACAAUCCUGUCUCGGAGCUCUACGAACAAUUCCUUCCACCUCGUGGCUUGGUUUUUGCUUUGACAUGCACUGUCAACUGUGGGACCUUUUAUAGACAGGUGUGUGCCUUUCCAAAUCAUGUCCAAUCAAUUGAAUUUACCACAGGUGGACUCCAAUCAAGUUGUAGAAAAAUCUCAAGGAUGAUCAAUGGAAACAGGAUGCACCUGAGCUCAAUUUCAAGUCUCAUAGCAAAGGGUCUGAAUACUUACGCAAAUAAGGUAUUUCUGUUUUUUAUUUGUAAUACAUUUGAAAAAAUGUCUAAAAACCUGUUUCGCUUCGUCAUUAUGGAGUAUUGUGUGUAGACUGAUGAGGAUUUUUAUUUAUUUAAUACAUUUUAGAAUAAGGCUGUAACGUAACAAAAUGUGGAAUGCACUGUAUGUACAGUGGGGAAAAAAAGUAUUUUGUCAGCCACCAAUUGUGCAAGUUCUCCCACUUAAAAAGAUGAGAGAGGCCUGUAAUUUUCAUCAUAGGUACACGUCAACUAUGACAGACAAAUUGAGAAAAAGAAAUCCAGAAAAUCACAUUGUAGGAUUUUUUAUGAAUUUAUUUGCAAAUUAUGGUGGAAAAUAAGUAUUUGGUCACCUACAAACAAGCAAGAUUUCUGGCUCUCACAGACCUGUAACUUCUUCUUUAAGAGGCUCCUUUGUCCUCCACUCGUUACCUGUAUUAAUGGCACCUGUUUGAACUUGUUAUCAGUAUAAAAGACACCUGUCCACAACCUCAAACAGUCACACUCCAAACUCCACUAUGGCCAAGACCAAAGAGCUGUCAAAGGACCAGAAACAAAAUUGUAGACCUGCACCAGGCUGGGAAGACUGAAUCUGCAAUAGGUAAGCAGCUUGGUUUGAAGAAAUCAACUGUGGGAGCAAUUAUUAGGAAAUGGAAGACAUACAAGACCACUGAUAAUCUCCCUCGAUCUGGGGCUCCACGCAAGAUCUCAACCCGUGGGGUCAAAAUGAUCACAAGAACGGUGAGCAAAAAUCCCAGAACCACACGGGGGGACCUAGUGAAUGACCUGCAGAGAGCUGGGACCAAAGUAACAAAGCCUACCAUCAGUAACACACUACGCCGCCAGGGACUCAAAUCCUGCAGUGCCAGACGUGUCCCCCUGCUUAAGCCAGUACAUGUCCAGGCGCGUCUGAAGUUUGCUAGAGUGCAUUUGGAUGAUCAAGAAGAGGAUUGGGAGAAUGUCAUAUGGUCAGAUGAAACCAAAAUAGAAAUUUUUGGUAAAAACUCAACUCGUCGUGUUUGGAGGACAAAGAAUGCUGAGUUGCAUCCAAAGAACACCAUACCUACUGUGAAGCAUGGGGGUGGAAACAUCAUGCUUUGGGGCUGUUUUUCUGCAAAGGGACCAGGACGACUGAACCAUGUAAAGGAAAGAAUGAAUGGGGCCAUGUAUCGUGAGAUUUUGAGUGAAAACCUCCUUCCAUCAGCAAGGGCAUUGAAGAUGAAACGUGGCUGGGUCUUUCAGCAUGACAAUGAUCCCAAACACACCGCCCGGGCAACGAAGGAGUGGCUUCGUAAGAAGCAUUUCAAGGUCCUGGAGUGGCCUAGCCAGUCUCCAGAUCUCAACCCCAUAGAAAAUCUUUGGAGGGAGUUGAAAGUCCGUGUUGCCCAGCAACAGCCCCAAAACUCACUGCUCUAGAGGAGAUCUGCAUGGAGGAAUGGGCCAAAAUACCAUCAACAGUGUGUGAAAACCUUGUGAAGACUUACAGAAAACGUUUGACCUGUGUCAUUGCCAACAAAGGGUAUAUAACAAAGUAUUGAGAAACUUUUGUUAUUGACCAAAUACUUAUUUUCCACCAUCAUUUGCAAAUAAAUUCAUUAAAAAUCCUAUAAUGUGAUUUUCUGGAUUAAUUUUUCUCAUUUUGUCUGUCAUAGUUGACGUGUACCUAUGAUGAAAAUUACAGGCCUCUCUCAUCUUUUUAAGUGGGAGAACUUGCACAAUUGGUGGCUGACUAAAUACUUUUUUUCCCCACUGUAUGUAUGCAUUUAUGUAUGUAUCCAACAGAUCCACAGAUGAUGCAAUCUCUAUUGCGCGCCACACUGCCCUUUCCCACCUGGACAAGAGGAAAACCUAUGUGAGAAUGCUAUUCAUUGACUACAGCUCAGCAUUCAACACCAUAGUACCCUCAAAGCUCAUCACUAAGGUAAGGACCCUGGGACUAAACACCGCCCUCUGCAACUGGAUCCUGGACUUCCUGAUGGGCCGCCCCCAGGUGGUAAGGGUAGGUAACAACAGCUUCUACCCCCAAGCCAUAAGACAGCUAAUCAUGGCUACACAGACUAUUUGCAUUGCCCCCCCCACCCCACCCCCUCUUUUACGCUGAUGCUACUCUCUGUUUAUUAUCUAUGCAUAGUCACUUUAACUCUACCCUUAUUUUUCUUAAAACUGCAUUGUUAAGGGCUUGUAAGUAAGCAUUUCACUGUAAGGUCUACACCUGUUGUAUUCGGCGCAUGUGGCAAAUAAAAUAUGAUUUGAUUUGAUUUUUAUAUGUACACUUCUCAUUCUGCAGUAGUUAUAUAGGAUGAGCCUUCACUAGAAUACAGGGCAUCCUAUGUGUAGACUUGUCAUUCUGAUAAUGGUCGUGGAUUAUUAUUGUAUACAUGGAUCCUCAUGAUUUAUUCUCUCCUUUUUCGAACCACACAUAAAAUACCUCUAAAGGAAGCAGCUGUGUGUCUUUAACAACAACCUUGGGGCCAGAAUUCAGUUUUACAAUCCUAUCCUCUAACCGAUCCCCUUAUCUCCUCUCUUGUCCUUCAGAGGUCCUAUAAAAGCCUGGAGCCUGGCAGACUCCAGCUGCCGUCGCUGUCGCCAACGUUACAGUAAUGCUGCCUGCCGUAGUGAAGCUCUGCUGUGGAAUCUCCUACCCUCACCUCAGGACCAUGGCAGGUAAAAAACAUACAACUAUAUCAUCUUGGUUGUGUCCCAAAAUGGCCUCCUAUUUCCUAUGUAGUGCACUACUUUUUAUCCAGGGCCCUCUAUAGGGGGGGCCAUUUUGGAUGCAGCCCUGGAGAGAAACAUCACAUUUCUCUCAUUCCUUAGAUUGUAGGAUUACCGUGUCGUGCACAAUGCACGUAGCCUGGUCCCAGAUCGGUUUCUGCUGCCUUGCCAACUCCCUCUUAUGGUCGUUGCAAGACAGCACAAACAGGUCUGGGACCAGCCAGUGCACGUGCGUCUGGAUGGAGUUAUCUAUUGCUGCUGUUAUUACUAUGGCGUCUUGGCUGUGACUAGUAGUAGUCUUUGUGUUUCCUGACAAGUCCUUUAAGUCCCCAUCAACAGCACUUUGAGUUGCAGAAUGGAUCAAAUCCAUCCUGAGUGGCAGUCUGUGUCAUGGUAAACAUGUUUGGCUUGAUAAUGAGAAAUGGAGUUGACAGGCUAUAUGAAAAUGUGCUGACUGUUAUUAUCGUUGUUGUUGUUGUUGUUGUUGUCCCAUGACAGGACUGCAACGGCCAGCUAUCGCAGCGAUCGGCCAGGAACUUGCUCACAUGCAGAGGAGUGGGCAGACCCAACUACCAGCAUGGACCAACCAUACGGGUUGGCAGACUGGCACCGCUCUGCAUCAGCACAGUGGUAAGCCUGGGAAUGACACACAGAUUACACACAUUUUCAACUGCAUUAUUAUUUUACACAGAGCACAAACUGCCCUUAUCAUAGUUAUAUUGACAUAUUUUCCAAGGGCAUUACUUUUUUUUACUAUAAAACUUUUACUGACCAUUGAAUAUAAAAACAGCUUCAAUUACAACUGGAUCGAAGUGAGCGCUGCUGUGAGGGGCCCCUUUAUCAUGUGUAUGUAAACGUGUUACAGAGAGCUCCAGAAGAGAGAUAGCCAACCCAGUCCCAUUGAAAGAGGAUGAGCUGCUGUACAUAAGGCGAGGCCACGAGGCGCUGACCAAGGCUCUGGACAUUGUGGAGGAUAAGGACGGAUGGGAAACAGAACUCUCAGAGGUAGUGCAUCAUCCAUACAACCGUCUAGCGUUGAUUAAAGAGGCAAUACAGAAUUGGUACAUUGAUUUUUGGCAAACCAUCCUGUAUUGUCCCUUUAAAAUGUGUUGCUUCCUGUGUAAAAUGCUUCCAAAAAUAGCUAUUGCUAUGGAAACCUUAUACUGAUGCCAAACCACCAAACUGUCAUAUAGGACAAGGGGUAGGUACAUGAUCUGAAUAUAGGACAAGGGGGUAGGUACAUGAUCUGACUAUAGGACAAGGGGUAGGCACAUGAUCUGACUAUAGGACAAGGGGGUAGGUACAUGAUCUGAAUAGCUAUCGCCAUUGUAUCCCGUCUUCAAAACCCAUCAAAUCUAAUUGACAUAGGCCAUUGUUGCCACAAUGUCAAACCUUCUAACAUUUUUACCUUUUAGUCAAUUAGCAGACGUUCUCAUCCAGAGCAACUUAACAGCCAAGUGCAUUCAACUUAGUUCAGAAGGGACCCUUUUUGACUUGUAGGAGAAAAUACACUUUGUAUAAAAUCUCAGAACCCAGAACCAAAUGUGCUAUUAGUUAUUUUAAUUGGCUGUUCCAAAAGCAGUAGCUACAUUUUUACACUGACUUACAGUUUUAGUGAGUGCAUACAUUUUCAUACUGGCCCCCCCGUGGGAAACGAACCCAUGCUCUACCAACUGAGCUACAGGGGACUUAGCUACUCUUACGCUCAGAGUCUCUCACAAGAGACUCAACGUUCUUUCUGUAACUAUGUCUUGUAGGAUGCGUACUAUUGCCACAUUGCCAAACUUUCUCUUUCCGUUACUUUGACAUUUAGGUAAAAACUGGGACUUGAUCUAAAUAGCUAUUGGCAUUGGAAAUCUUGUACCGGUAUAUACAUAUAGAUGCCUCACUGCCAAAACGUUAUAACUCUGGAGUAGAGAAACUUUCUGUAAUCUCAGAACCAAAUGGAAGUAGAAAGACUAUCACAAGAGAACGUUCAGUAAUUGUGUUGUAUAGGAAACCAGGGACAUCAUUAGAAACCUUCCUGAAAAAAAACCGUUGUUGUUAAAAAAAGGAAACCCUAUGGACGCCACAUUCCAAAACGUCUUGUAACUUUCCCGUAAACACUGUGUGUCGUCACAGGAGAACGGGGUUGUGGUCUACAGUAAAGUGUUGCCGGGGGACAGGAAGGUCUUCAGACUGGAACUGUGUUAGAAGCCACCCCGGAAGAGAUACAUCACAUCCUGUGGAAGGUCGAGGAGAUGCACCAGUGGAACCCAAGCAUCAAAAACAUCAAG